This is a messenger RNA of Ziziphus jujuba (common jujube), 1352 nucleotides long. Its product is annotated as ras-related protein RABA1f. The coding region runs from base 201 to 854 and encodes 217 amino acids. The transcript has 2 exons. Gene Ontology annotation, molecular function: GTP binding; GTPase activity. Lineage: Eukaryota; Viridiplantae; Streptophyta; Magnoliopsida; Rosales; Rhamnaceae. Gene Ontology annotation, cellular component: endosome. The record is from RefSeq and is a predicted model, not a curated record.
AAUAUAACAUGGGGGAGAGGGGGUGUAGGUCUCUCAUGCAAAUUGGAUACUGAAAAGCCAUGAUCACUCUAUCUCUUUCUCUCGUUUUCUGGCUUCCGUGUCUUUAAAGCAAAUAACCAACAACGACUGAAUCCGGAUUCUAUCGGAGCCGCCUGUCAAUUUCAACGGCUGAUACGUAGGAGGACGAUCCGACCCGAAUCAUGGCAGCGUACAGAGCGGACGACGACUACGACUACCUCUUCAAAGUGGUGCUGAUUGGAGACUCGGGAGUGGGCAAAUCCAAUCUGUUGUCGAGGUUCGCUCGCAACCAGUUUAGCCUCGAGUCCAAGUCCACAAUCGGAGUCGAAUUUGCCACCCGCAGUAUCAGCGUCGACGAUAAGAUUGUCAAGGCCCAGAUUUGGGAUACCGCUGGCCAAGAAAGAUAUCGUGCAAUUACAAGUGCAUACUACCGUGGAGCUGUUGGUGCUUUGCUUGUUUAUGAUGUCAGCCGGCAUGUCACUUUUGAGAAUGUUGACAGAUGGUUGAAGGAGCUACGUGGUCAUACAGAUGCCAAUAUUGUGAUAAUGCUUGUAGGUAACAAGGCAGACCUGCGACAUUUGCGUGCUGUUUCUUCUGAGGAUGCUAAAGCCUUUGCUGAGAAAGAGAAUGCCUUCUUCAUGGAGACUUCAGCCCUUGAAUCUCUGAAUGUUGAGAAUGCGUUCACUCAAGUCUUAACUCAAGUUUAUCAUGUGGUCAGCCGGAAAGUGCUUGAUAUCGGAGAUGACCCUGCAGCCUUGCCCAAGGGGCAAACCAUAAAUGUUGGAGGCAAGGAUGAUGUUUCAGCUGUCAAGAAAGUUGGUUGCUGCUCUGCCUAACCAUGACACUGAAAGAUCAAGAUCAAGGUUAAAUACAUUAUCUAUUCAUUUUCUGCUGCCAUAUCUCACAGAUUCCACCAGGAAACUCAUAGAUUUCCUUCUAAACCUUUUUUGCUUUUCAGUGGUUGGUCUUAGGGUUUGGCGUCUAAGGAAUGUCAUGACUCCUUAUGUCAAUUUCUUAAUUAUUUGCUCCUAUUUUUUAGUCCCCACUCUACAUAUUUUUUUCUUCAUUUUUGCAAUUAGUUUUUGUUCUACUUUGGUUUUGUAGAUUAGGAAGAGUUUUGGAAUUUUUAAUUGUGUAUCUGAGAUUAUUGAUUAGUUUGAUGUGGAUCAUAAAAAUGAUUAGUUGACGAAGACUAGUUCUCUCUAGGCAAAAUCUCAGUCCUUUGACCCAUCCGGAUUUGUUAAAUGAUGGAUUGGUUCCAUGUUAGUCAGGAGGAAUAACCAAUCGAAUCAAACUCAAUUUCUAAUUAGAUAACUAAUAUUUCUUCUUAUGAA